Molecule: messenger RNA, 2706 nt
Organism: Colletotrichum destructivum
Lineage: Eukaryota; Fungi; Ascomycota; Sordariomycetes; Glomerellales; Glomerellaceae
Product: Putative tetratricopeptide-like helical domain superfamily
Exons: 3
Coding region: 1-2706 (901 amino acids)
Molecular function (GO): protein binding
Source: RefSeq, a predicted model, not a curated record
AUGCCACAAUUCGGCGCAACGUUCGUUCCUGGAGGGUUCGACGACUAUUACAUGCCCGAGGUCGUUGCACCUUCGCCUCAGCGUGUGACGCCCCAAGUCCCCCAGAACAUGCAAAACGACCUUCAGCGUAUGGAACUUGAAGCCCGCGAAGUCGAUCCGAACCGAACCUCGUCCAGCAUCACCAACCGCCACGGCCGAGAGCCGUCGCUAUCCUCGGUCCUCAAGCCCCCCGUCCCUGGCGCGCCGACUUUGCCACCGAAAGGACACGCUGACCCGCCAACCGGUGCACCCUCAUCCGACUCCUACACAGCCUUCCACGAGAACAGCGCGAGCGGCAAUCACCACAAGAUGCGGCCCAGCGCGGCGCCCUCGUUCUCUCCCUUCCCCAAAGUCAAGGGCGACAACAUACCCCCGACCGACGAGGAAAAGGAGGAGAUCCUGUGGAACGCCCGCGAACAUGUCCUGCACUCUAACAACGUCUCCAUGCAGCUGUCGUGGGCCCGCGACACCUUGGCCUGGGCCGAGAUCGUCAUGGAGGCAAGAGCCAGAGACCCUGACAGCGGCCGCCAGACACCAAAGGUCGAGCACGAGUUGCGCGCCGACGCCAUCAACAUCGUCAACUACCUCGUGGGCCAAGAACAUCCCGAGGCACUCUUUAUGAAGGCAAAGUGGCUCGAGUUUGGCAAGUUUGGUUGCCGGCCAGACAAGCGAGAUGCGUACACAAAGUACCAGCGCGCCGCUGAGCUCGGUUACGCGCGUGCUGAGUACCGCCUGGGCAUGCUCUUUGAGAACUCGAACGAUUACAACAAGGCUGUUGAGCAUUACUACCUUGGCGUGCGACUCAAGGACUCGGCGGCUAUGUACCGCCUGGGUAUGAUGAAUCUCCUCGGUCAACACGGCCAUCCGAAAGACUACCAGCGUGGUUUGGACCUUAUCAGGGAAGCCGCAGACCUUUCGGACGAGGACGCGCCCCAGGGCUCCUAUGUUUACGGAAUGCUCCUUGCCAAGGACCUUCCCGACAUUGACGUCCCCGAAGCACUACUGCCCGCCGACUUGACGCUGGCCAAGAUGUACAUUGAGAAGGCUGCCUACCUCGGAUUUGCCAAGGCCCAGUUGAAGAUUGGCCAGGCUUACGAGCUCUGCCAGCUUGGGUGCGACUUCAACCCUGCUUACUCGCUCCACUACUACGGCCUCGCCGCCCAGCAAGGCCAGCCCGAGGCAUCGCUUGGUGUCAGUCGAUGGUUUCUGUUCGGAUACGAGGGUAUUUUCAACAAGAACGAGCAGCUUGCGUUCAAGUACGCUCAGGAUGCAGCCAACGCAAAGUUGCCAACGGGCGAGUUCGCCAUGGGCUACUACUACGAGAUUGGCGUAUACGUACCUAAGGACUUGCGUCAAGCCCGGUUCUGGUACGAGGCUGCCGCUGACCACGGCAACAAGGAUGCCAGAGGCCGACUUGAUGCUUUGGAUCACGAGAAGAGCCUAACCAAGGCCGACCACGAGACUACAACACUCACGAGAAUCAAGUCGCAGCAUGGGUCCCAGCGUGGCAGGCGACCCGACCGCUUCAAGGCGCAGCCAACCACUAUGGCCACUGUUUCGGAGAGCGCGCCGGUCACUCCCACCGACGCACACCCCGGGUAUCCGGGUGGUUCGGCCAGAACGUCACCUCACCCGUCUCCGAGAGUACACCCCUCACCCGGGCAAGACCACGUUGACUAUCCCGACCCAGCCCGGCCCAAUAGUAUGGGCAACAGGCCAUCCGCGUUCACUGUCAACCUUGAUUCCAACUUGGCAAUCCGCCCCAAGUCGGCCGCUCCUUACCCCGAAGACGACCGGCCCGCGCCGCUUAACCUCAACAGACCGAAGUCGACGGCCCCUUACCCUGAUGACGACCUCCAUGGUCGGGGCCCUGGACCUCAGUUGUCUCCCCACUACAACACUGGCGGCCGCCCUCCCGCCGGCCCCCACUCGGAUCGACCCGGAAGCGCUUUUGGGAUCCGUACCGGGCCUGGCGGCCCUCCGGGGCCCCCAGGCAACGUUCGUGCUUCGCAGUCGAUGGGCAACAUGAUUCCCCCCGCCGGCUCAGACCCGCGCGCUCGUGUGCCAGUCGGACCGCCUUCCGGAUAUCGCCAGCCCAGCCCAGGACCCGCAGCCCGGCCGUCCACGACACAGCCAUACCCCAUAUCAGGCGGCCUUCCCCCCAACCCUGCCACAAAUAGGCUUACCAAGCAGAACCCGUACGCUAACCCUCAACCCUCACCGCCAUUCCAGCAAGGGAACUACGGACCGGGCGAUUACGGCCAGCCUGCACCGCUGCCGUCGCAGCCUGGAGGUUUUGGCCCGAGGACAUCAUCUAUCCCGCCCGAGCAGCACGGAGGGUACGGCAGAGGCGGUGGAGCGGCACCUCAGCGCAUCGACUCGAUGCCGCUUAGCCCUUCUGGCCAGUCGCGUCCUCCCCAAGCUGGUACCGGGCCGGCUGGUGCGCCUAGGCCUUUUCCAAACCGGCCAGACCUUGCGGAGCAGCCUGGUCGCACAGGCAGUGCGCCGCCGUCAUCGCAGCCGCGACCACAGCAGAAGCCUAGCCCUGCUCCCAGCGCCCAAACGGUGCCUCCUCCGAAGAAACAAGCGGCAGGCCAAGGACCUUCGACGUUCGAGGAGAUGGGUAUUCCCAAGGGCAAGGAUGAUUCGGACUGCAUCGUGAUGUAA